Acaromyces ingoldii is the source of this 1065-nucleotide messenger RNA. RefSeq lists its product as hypothetical. The transcript has 4 exons. The record is from RefSeq and is a predicted model, not a curated record. Gene Ontology annotation, biological process: regulation of signal transduction. Bases 46 to 918 code for a protein of 290 amino acids. Gene Ontology annotation, molecular function: protein phosphatase inhibitor activity. Lineage: Eukaryota; Fungi; Basidiomycota; Exobasidiomycetes; Exobasidiales; Cryptobasidiaceae.
ACAAGAGCCAUCGUGAACGACACCACAGUAUACAGCCAAGCAGCGAUGUCGUCCUCCCCGCGCCACUCUCCGCCACCAAGCGCAGCCGCUCCUCGGCCCAAGGGGAUCCUCAAGAAUUCCAGCGCCGACCCUCAGUUGGCUGAUCAGCGCCGACCGUCGGCGCUGUCUGCAGAUGCAGUCGAUGAGCAUGGCAAUCGCCUCGCUUGGGACGAGACGAACUUGACGCUGCACGAGAUUGAACGCGAGAAUCAGGCGGCCCGCAUGAAAAUUGACGAGCCAAAGACGCCCUUUGUGCGAAGCGCCAGUCUAGGUCCCAUGGACGAGGACUCGAUGGGAUUCAAUCUCGAUGGACAACAGCAGCAGCAGCCACCCAACUACUUUCCCCCGACGAACGCGUCCGGAUCAGGCGCCUCGACGGGCGAGCCGAGCGCUUCAGGAAGCGGUCCCUCCUCGCGCCGCUCGUCGGCUGCUGAGCAGCUCGCUGCCAAUACGAUAGCCAAUGCAGGCCGACGGCCUUCAGCAGGGAGCAUCGGCAGCAGCGGACACGCGAGCGCAGACGGUGGUGCCGCUGUAGCGCCCGCCAUGGGCCUGGACAGCGUCGAUAUGGCCGCAGCUGUCCCGUCUGCACUCAAGAGUGGAUCGAGAAGAGCGGACAGCCGGAGCCCGAGCUUCACGCUGCCCCCUGGAGGAAGCAGGAGGAGCUCGAGCGCGGCUAACAUCGGCGACAGGUCUAGAGAAGGGGUGAGGCAGGAGAUGAAGGACCGCGACGAUGCCAUGCAGGGCAUCGAGGGAGAGGCCGCCCUCGACGACGACGACGAGAAUCUCGAUCCAGAGGCCAAAGCAAAGCAAGACGAGUUCAACCGAAAACGCAAUGCGCACUAUGGAAACGAGGCAGAGGCGUUAGUUGACGGUCGUUAAGACCUGCAGCAAUUUAACUUUGGAAACUGACGACGUGGUAUGUGUUCCUCAACAGAAUGAAGAUUGCAGCCGCCCUAGCAGCGCAAGAGGACGAUGAGGACGACGAAGACGAUGAGGAAGAGGCCCGAAGCAUCCCGCCCGUUCCUC